ACAACGCCUCAACCCCUCAACGCCUUCACCGUGAACGCCAUUGAUAUUUCAGAGCAGCAGUCGAAACUAAAAUUCAUCCACAGCUGUCACGAUGGCCGAUAAAGGAAAGGAAGCCCCCAAAAAUACGGAACAAAAGAACCAAUUGACCCGUGCCAUGCCCGAACAGAGCAACGACUAUCGUGUUGUUGUGUUUGGUGCUGGUGGUGUGGGAAAGAGUUCGCUGGUCUUACGUUUUAUUAGGGGAACCUUCCGCGAAACUUAUAUACCGACCAUUGAGGACACCUAUCGACAGGUUAUAAGUUGCAAUAAAAAUAUUUGCACUCUGCAAAUAACCGACACAACAGGCUCACAUCAAUUUCCGGCUAUGCAAAGACUGUCCAUAACCAAAGGCCAUGCGUUCAUACUGGUAUAUUCAGUUUGCUCGAAGCAAAGUUUAGAGGAGCUGCGACCCAUAUGGCAAAAUAUUAAGGAUCUUAAGGGGCCGGACGUUGUCAAUAUACCAGUUAUGUUGGCGGGUAAUAAGAGCGAUGAAAGUGCCGAGUUACGUGAGGUAUCACAAGCUGAGGGGCAGGCACAGGCAGCCGCCUGGGGCAUAUCGUUCAUGGAGACAUCGGCCAAAACCAAUCACAACGUCACUGAAUUAUUUCAGGAGCUGCUCAACUUGGAGAAAUCGCGCAUUGUGUCGCUGCAGUUGGAUGUCAAAAAGCAAAAGAAGCAGAAAAAGGAGAAGAAAAGUAAAGAAAGUAACGGUGCCAUACCGGAAAACAGCGAUGGGGCAGCUGGAGCCAAGGAGAAAUGUCAACUGAUGUAA
Molecule: messenger RNA, 811 nt
Organism: Anastrepha obliqua
Lineage: Eukaryota; Metazoa; Arthropoda; Insecta; Diptera; Tephritidae
Product: GTP-binding protein Di-Ras2
Exons: 4
Coding region: 92-811 (239 amino acids)
Biological process (GO): signal transduction
Cellular component (GO): plasma membrane
Molecular function (GO): GTP binding; GDP binding; GTPase activity
Source: RefSeq, a predicted model, not a curated record